Messenger RNA from Dicrocoelium dendriticum, 2361 nucleotides. Lineage: Eukaryota; Metazoa; Platyhelminthes; Trematoda; Plagiorchiida; Dicrocoeliidae. The record is from the annotation of a GenBank genome assembly.
AUGUCUGGGCGCAAAAGAAUUCAACUGUCGUUUUAUAUGCGUGAUGAAUCCGAGCCCAAAAACCGCUCUGGCGUAAAUGCCCUUCAGUAUGACAAGAACAAUGAUCGUUUGUUCACCGCUGGACGUGACUCGAUCAUACGCAUUUGGAAUACACAGAAACCAAAGGACCCACUAAUUCAGAAUAUGGAGCAUCAUGCAGAUUGGGUGAACGACAUCGUCCUUUGCUGCGAUGGCAGAAAUCUGAUCUCAGCUUCUAACGAUACAACGGUCAAAGUAUGGAACGCGACCAAAGGGUUCUGCAUGUCAACUCUGCGAACUCAUAAGGAUUACGUACGAGUGCUGGCGUAUGCCCAACACAGGGAGGAGGUUGCGAGCGCUGGUUUGGAUCACGCCAUUUUUCUGUGGGACGUACGCACUCUGACCGCUCUUACUCCGACGAACAACACCGUUACAACGUCUUCUUUCACCGAUAGGAAGGAUAGUAUCUACAGUUUGGCUUUGAACCCAUCAGGCACAGUUCUUGUGUCUGGUAGCCCGGACAAACUCAUACGUGUUUGGGAUCCACGUGCUUGUCACAAGCUGUUUCAACUGCGCGGUCACAGCGGGAAUGUUCGCGCUCUGGUUGUCCGAAACGAUGGACAGGAGGUUGUCAGCUCCAGUUCAGAUGGAACCGUGCGCGUUUGGUCACUCGGAAUGCAGUGUUGCACGACCACCAUUCGUGUGCACUGGCAAAGUGUUUUCACUAUCCAAGUGAACGAAGCUUGGACAACGGUGUACUCUUCGGGAAGAGAUAGGAAAAUUUGGGCCACCAGCUUGAGAGAUACGUCCCAAUCGACUCUUAUCGGAGAGGAAUCCGAUCCCGUUCUCAAGCUUCUGCUUGUCGAAGGUCCUACCAAAUCUCACCUGUGGGCUUCCACUUGCAGUUCCGAUGUGAACCGAUGGCCCAUCGACUCCCCUGAUGUGGCAUUCUCGCAACAGUCAAGUCAUAGAAAUUCCGAUCGUAGUUCCUUUUUUGAUUCCAACGACAAUGUCUCCUCUCAUCGGGAUCCUUCCUUUCUGAAUGCCGAACUCGCGACUGUCUCGCAUGGUGCACUGACACCAGCUAACGGGGAUUCGGAAGACCGUAUAUCUCCCUUAUUGAGGCCUGAUUUGAUCAUACAGGGCGGGCCAUCCAUUAUCCAAUAUCAUAUUUGCCCUGAAAAACGUUUCAUUCUAACUAAGGAUACCGAUGGCAACGUCGCUGUGUUCGAUGUUCUUAAAGCUCACUUGGUUGAGAACUUGGGCUCCGUGGACUUCGAAGAGGAAAUCAAGAAACGAGACAAAUUGGUAUAUGUACCAAACUGGUUUAGUGUGGAUUUGAAAUGCGGCAUGCCCAUUAUUCAUCUGGAUGAAGCAGACUGCUUUGCAGCCAACGUGACCGUCGCGGACGCAGGUCUAGUGGAAGAAUUUGUAAAUCUAGACGGAUCCUUGAAAUACAGCCCUGACACAAAAGUUAACUAUUGUGUGCUCCUUCUUCGUUCUCUGUUUGCUCGCUGGCCCAAAGCAAAUGUGAUGACUGAUUUUGAAAAUGCGCAACAUGAUCCUCUGAAUCAUGGUGUACUGGGAGUUCCGGACCACAUUCCUGUUGUCCUCAGUGAAGGCGCUGGCAGAGCUCUGGUCCGCUUUUUGGUGCGCGAUGCUGCACCGCUAAACGAACAACUCAUGCACUGUGACUCUGUCCCCGACUGGAUUCGAGAUGUUGUUAUAGAGCGAAGACUACCUAAAUCAAAUCGAAUUGAAUUUUUCCUCGUUCCUGGAGUCCGUGAUUUUAACGAAAAAGGCCAGUGUCAGAUUGUUCCUCUGACCUCUAUGAAACGUGAUUGUCUCUCUGCAAACGAUAUUCUGCCCGUUCGGAAAGUGAUGGAACAUGUGUAUCAACGACUUUUGAAACUGGUUGAAUCACUGACUGCCAAUAAUACGGUUCCCAGCCCUUCUCUGGGUCGAAAUGCAGGUCAUUUAGGGGCUAAUUCACCAUACUUUCCGGCUGAGCGACCUGCUCAACAUUUUUCCCAGACAGGCGAUGCACGUAACCUUCGGCUACCUCCUCAGUGGUCUUCUUCUGCUGUCGCUGCUCCCAGCGAUCCGCGGUCUCCUCCUAUGACUCCGUUGGAGUUGCCACCGGAAACAUCUCAAGCCGAUCUUACUACGCUCAUCGAUGCUGCCUCCUCCGGCGACGUUGCUCCAGAAGACCUGGUGGAAAUUUGGUGCGGUGACCAGUGCCUGGAUCCUAAUAUGAAUUUACGGAGCGCGCGUUAUUUUCACUGGAAACAGCCGGGCUACUUGGUGCUGGUUUACAUUAUCCGCCAUCGGGACCCCGCUUGA